Sorghum bicolor (sorghum) is the source of this 649-nucleotide messenger RNA. RefSeq names its product putative lipid-transfer protein DIR1. Lineage: Eukaryota; Viridiplantae; Streptophyta; Magnoliopsida; Poales; Poaceae. The transcript has a single exon. Bases 85 to 396 code for a protein of 103 amino acids. The record is from RefSeq and is a predicted model, not a curated record. Gene Ontology annotation, biological process: systemic acquired resistance. Gene Ontology annotation, molecular function: fatty acid binding.
AGCAAAACAUAGAGCAGCAGAAAACUCUCAACAAUCCAGACCAGUAGCUGAUCUACUAGCUAGAAAACGUUAAAUAGAGGUUUAAUGGCAAAAGCACAGGCAUUAGCUGCGCUGCUCAUCGCCAUGUUGGCCCUCGCCACAAUGGAGAGCGCCGACGCAAUCUGCGGCAUGGCGAACGAGGACUUCAAGCUGUGCCAGCCCGCGGCAUCGGUGAGUGACCCGACGGACAGCCCGUCGGCGGAGUGCUGCGCUGCGCUGGGCAAGGCUGACCUUGGGUGCAUCUGCCGCUACAAGGGUGUCGCCGGCAUAUGGAUGAGGAUCUACCACAUCGACCCCAGCCGCGCUAUGGCGCUGCCGGGCAAAUGUGGCCUUACAAUGCCCAGCAACUGCUCGUGAUCCUGCGAAGCAUGAUCGUCGAAUUACAAGCUCGAUCGUCGACCGGCUGGACGGCCAGAAGUUGUGUAUCCGUACGUGUGUUAUGGCUAGCUAAAUAAGUAGAGGGAGCUCGUGAAAGGCUCUCUUCUGUGUGCUCCUUGAUGGCUUCAUCUGUUUUUUUUUUCUUUUUGAGUGUGUGAUUGUGUGUGUGUGUGUGCUGAAAGCUCAAUGUGUGCUCGUUUCAGCUCAUCAUCAGCUCGAUCCGCAUGUGUAA